Morone saxatilis (striped sea-bass) is the source of this 1971-nucleotide messenger RNA. RefSeq names its product mucin-17-like. The record is from RefSeq and is a predicted model, not a curated record. NCBI's taxonomy places the organism in Eukaryota, Metazoa, Chordata, Actinopteri, Moronidae. The coding region runs from base 1 to 1971 and encodes 656 amino acids. Gene Ontology annotation, biological process: phospholipid metabolic process; lipid catabolic process; arachidonate secretion. The transcript is spliced from 17 exons. Gene Ontology annotation, molecular function: phospholipid binding; calcium ion binding. Gene Ontology annotation, cellular component: extracellular matrix.
AUGGUAUCCUCUAGUGGAUCAGUAGGUGCUGAAGGGCCUAAAGUCCGACUCCAGUCACUUUCUGCCGGCUCCAUCUUCUGCCCGGACCCAGAGGGCGGCAACCAGAACGAAGAUCAUGUGACCGACUGUCUCGGCCUUCGGUUCACGUGGCUCCACUCGGUCUUCGAUAAUUUCCCCUCGCUGCUGAAUUUUGCUCUGAAGCUCCGCUGCGAGACGGGGCUUUGUCCACGAGACCUGGAAGAUUAUGGCUGCUCCUGCAGAUACGCAGCCGCUGGAAACCCCGUAGAUCCUCUGGACGCCUGCUGUGAGACUCACAGGUUGUGUUACCAGAACGUUGCCCCCUGCAGGCAGCAGCUGCCUCCGCUCCCGGAUAACUUCACCUGUCCGGCAGAAAACACCAGCUGUGACGGUGGCGAUUGGUGUCAGCAGAGGUUCUGUGAGUGUGACCGGGCCGCCAUCGACUGUGUGACUCAGAGCUCCUACAACUCGACCCUGAGAGGCCUCGCCGAAUCGUCCUGCUUCGCCACAAAUCACACAGAUGUGCUCGGUGGCACCGUGGAGACCGCCGAACUCUUCAGAGAUGUUCUCUCAGCAGGAAAUGACUCUGAGAGCUUCCAGAUCUCCAACUCUUCGCUCCUGUCAGCAGAGAUUGACCCGCUAAUGACUGGCAGAGUGGAUAACCAGAGCGACACCACAAGGAUGGACCAUGACCUCGCCACCCCACCGCCGGGCCCGCCCCUACUCUUGACGACCGCCGAGGAGUUUGAGGAAGGCGAAGGUGGUGCAGAGGAGGUUGAAGAGGAAGAAGCGAGUCUCAUCUCUCAAAAUUUGAAUGAGGCAGCGACGGAGGAAGCACUCGAGCUGGAAGAGAUAAAUAAAGAUCAGAUGACCCACAACCCUUCAGCGAUCGGCCCCGAUUCGGUUUUAUUUGAUGGAGAAACAGCGAGUGAAGGAGAAUCCAAGCCGACCGAACUCUCCUCAUCCAGCUUCGGAAACACGGAGACGUCUUCAACAGCUUCGACUCGGACUACAAGUUUUCUGAGGACUACAACUCCCAGAGAACCGACCAGUUUGGAGGAGUCCUCUGAGGAAGGUUCAAUCAUCACGACUUCAGCAAAACCACAAAUCAGUCCAUCUGAGAGAAUAACAACCACACCCAGUGCCCCAACUUUAAAGUCAUCUGAAGAGGAGGAGGAGGAAGAAGAGGAGGAAGAUGGUGAUGAAGAGCAACAGGAGGUUUCAGAUGAGCACGCAGCAACACCUUCGGCUUCAGAGGAGGGAGGAGGGCCGGGUGUCGGCGAGGAGAGUGCCAGUCUCCUGAGGGCGACUGAAGGCCCAGAAAUUAUUACCACAGUGACAAAAAGAUCCUCAACAAGAAGCUCUGGACCGGAGAACAACCCCGUCAGAACCACCACAGCUCCUCCUGACGCGUCCCGGGAGGAAAACAUCGGACCAAAGACGCUCGCCGCCAACGCUCCUCUCGGUCCCCUGAGUCAAGGACGGCUGACUCAACAACCAACAACCUCCCGGCCAACGUCAAUGAGAAGCGUCUCUCAGACGAUGGCAGGAAGCAGAGUCACCGCCAUCAACCCGAGAUCAGAGGCCGCCACGUCCUCCCGAACCACGACGCCAACCUCCAUAAACCCGAGACCGGAGGCCGCCACGUCCUCCCGAACCAAGACGCCAACCGCCAUCAACCCGAGACCGGAGGCCGCCACAUCCUCCCGAACCACGCCACCGUCCUCGCACACGACGGCGGAGGCCGAAUCCGAAGAGGAGCAGCCAGAGAAAGCUCCGUGUGAGGAAGGAGAGCUGGCAGACAGCUCGCAGGAGAAAGAGGCCGACGACUGGGACGUGGCUCAGAAGAGGACAGUGCCGUUCUUCGCCUGGUCCCUGCUUGAGUCUGUUGGGCUGUCGGAGAUACAGCUGCAGCCGGCCGACAGCAAAGGUAAAACGGCCGCACGCCGCUGA